AUGUUGUGGCGGAACCCACGGCUUUCGGGCGUCGCGUCGCGCCUGGCGCGGGCAGCCUCGACGACGACGACGUCCUCUGCGGACGCCAACCGGGCGGUGCUGCAGCGCCUCGCCCAGGCCACGGACCACGAGCUGUCGCUCAUGGCGCAGGCGAUCGACGCUGGCACGGUCGCACGGAUACAGGCGCUGCUGCCGGCGACCACGGUCGCGGUGCCGCCGCCGUCCAAGGCCCAGCUGCGCCAGGUCAUGGUGCGCAGCAUGGUACCGUUCAUUGGCUUUGGCUUUGUCGACAACUUCAUCUUGAUCAUCGCCGGCGACUACAUUGACACGACGCUCGGCGUCUCGCUCGGGAUCUCGACCAUGGCCGCGGCCGGUAUUGGCAACACGAUCAGUGAUGUCGCUGGCAUUGGCCUCGGUGGCGUCAUCGAAGAUUGCGCCGCCCGCAUGGGCCUCGCCGACCCCAAGCUGCUCAAGGAGCAGCUCGACAUGCGCGUGACGCGCGUCGCACACUACACAGGCUGCACGAUUGGCGUCGUGAUUGGCUGCAUGCUUGGCAUGGCGCCGCUGCUCUUUCUCGAGACGAAGGAGGACCUCCAGGCCAAGGCGACGCUCGACGUGGCUCAUUGA
This is a messenger RNA of Saprolegnia parasitica CBS 223.65, 627 nucleotides long. RefSeq lists its product as hypothetical. The record is from RefSeq and is a predicted model, not a curated record. The coding region runs from base 1 to 627 and encodes 208 amino acids. Gene Ontology annotation, cellular component: mitochondrion. NCBI's taxonomy places the organism in Eukaryota, Oomycota, Saprolegniomycetes, Saprolegniales, Saprolegniaceae. The transcript has 2 exons.